AGCAUCUAACCCCCGGUACAUAGCUACAUGGCUCGGGCGAGAGAAUAGCGACGACACUGGCGGCGGGAUCAUGACCUGCAGCUGCGGGGCCAGAAUCGUCAGCUGGUCAACAACGUGUUAGCUCUCGCGCUGGAUUUAAAACCAAGUGUUCAUCGCACGUCGAUGCAUCAAGACGUUCAGUUCUUUUUUGUUCUGGCCAACACCAUCGAUGUGAGCCCAACUGUCACACACUAUGUUACUGUGCUUGAUUGUCCCGCGUUAGCCCGUAUUGGAAUCUACCACUACCAGUUCUCCUCGUUCAUUGCUUCAUUGGCCAGCAGACGAGAAAGGACACGUCCUGUGCCCACGCCAGCAACCAGGUCUCGGUGGUAACGGAAAUUCUUCACACAUCCACUCGCCUAAGUCUAACUAUAGGCCGAUACGAACAGCAGAGUGGACACGCCAGCUAGCCACGCACCCAGAAAGACCUAUAGCCAGAAAGAUUCUUUUACAGAGUCCAGACUCGUGUGCGUGCCUACUACUAAUCGGAUGCAGUUAUGUCGCGUCUUGUUGGAGCUUGCUGUGCAUCAGCCAGGAGGAUGUGCGUCUUGUUGCUGGCGGCGCUGACGUUUCUUCAGGGUGGUUAUGGCCUGACACCCAUCCCACCAGGCGAUGGCGGAAGAGCGAAGGUUGGUGUACGGACAGAGUCCUCACAGGUCGUGCAGACGACCUUAGAGAACCUGUCGCCAUGCCCCGCACCUCACCACCCACUGCUGGCCACAUUGCGCAAGGGUUUGGCCUUGCAGAAGGUCACCACCCAAGACCAAUGCCUGCACAUCCUACCUGUGUGGCUGGGUCUGUCGCCUAAGGUGCAUCCACCCCUAGAAUCCCAACCGCUUGCCAAGAAUCCACAAGCAACUCGGCAGCCCGACAUCGCGGCAGGGGCAACAUCACCGUCGUGUGCGUUCAGUGAUUCGGAGAAGCUCCGGAAACGAGCACAUCGAUUAUUGACUUGCAUUGGCGAGCAAGUGAUGAAACCCCUCUGUGGAACUCGACCCGAUGGUAAUCCAUUAGCUUCUUCUGCCCCCACUACUACUAUGGCUGUCGAUGAAGGUUCUCAACGGCCCCCUCAAGACGAUGUAAGAAGCGUAAUGUGUGCUCGUGCUGGUAUGGCCAUGAAACAGGUCGAGACGGGACUGGUCAGUGCCAAUCGUAUGUGUUGUUUCGGCGGUGGUCCCACGGAGUCCUCGCUACAGCAGUGUGGAGAGGGCAUUCUGAGACUGUCCGCUGCGGUUUCGGCACUGUCGGCCGCUAUAGGUCUCAAUGGCACCCUUUCCAAUGGCAGUACGGCGGCAGCGGCGGCAACUCCGAGAGAGGCCAGCGAACCACAAUGUGUAACACAGGUUUCGAGUUUUGUUCGACUGCUGCGACGCGUACACGGCCAACUCCAGUUUGCAGCCACUUUCCCGAGUUUGAUAAGCGGAUUAGGAAACUCUACUACUCGCUUAGCAACUAUACUAGAGGAUAUGAUCAAAAGUACUGCAAGUUUGGAUUCCGAUCUUGCUCCUGCAGUGGAGCAGGAAGGCAGCCAGAGCACUACAGAUGCGAACAUGGUCAGUUUCCUGCGUCUUCUAUCGUUCCUGACUUGUGAUUCGCUCUUCCCCAUGUGCUCUCGCACGGCAGCAGACUCGCCGCUAACUCGUGUACAGCCCUGUGCGCAGCAAUGCUUCCCUAUCGCGUCGCUCCUCACCAGUCUCAAGCCGUUCGUCGACACGGCCAAGGUGCCCGAGCUGCAGUACCUGAGUGUGAUAACGUCGGACUGUGGUGUGACGUCACGGGAGCAACAGCCCCCUGUGUGUAUGGUGAUGAGUUGUGGCGCGAAUGGUGGUGGCAAGGUGCAAGGUUCAACACCAUGCAAGUCGCUAGCCGUGCCUUCUCUUGUACUGGAAAUGGCCAAGGGCGCUGGCGAAGAAGCUGCUGCUUCUCGCGCACAGCCGCAGGGGUUUUGUAUGAACUUGGAGUGCCACGCACCAUUGAAAGCUACAACCGAGAAGAGUCACUGGGACAGGAGAAUAGCUGGGUCCCUGGAGAAAACUCACCAUUUGCUCGGUUCAUACUUCCCAGAGGCGAAGCUACCUUUCAACGACAGCUUGCUAGCAUGUGGACAGGCGUGUACGACAGUGGGCUUCAGCAGCCAACAGCAGAAAGUUGCUCGCUACAUUCUGUCGCUGGGCAGCAUCGGCACGGAGAUCUUCACCAUCGUCGCCCUGCUGGCUUUCUGGUUCAAUCGUGCCACGCUAGGGAAGGUGUUAGUGCGGCGUCUCGUCCUCUACUUCAAUAUCAGCUCGGCAGUGACUGUCAGUGUCUUUGUUCCGGUGGCGUUUGCCGAUGUGGAAAGCUUCGUUUGCCACGAAGACGGUACUCGCCGCCUGAAAGAGCCCAGCUCUAGUGCCUUGUGCGUCCUUACUGAGUCACUUGCUCACCUGGGAAUCAGCAUGACUGGCCUGCUGUUUCUCUCAUUCACGCACGCGUGGUUUGACCUGAUCCGAUCUCUCAACACACCGGGCACCUCUGCCAGGGCACACAAGAUGACUGCCCGCGCCGGCCUCGGCGGAGGCCUGCGCGACUCACCCUACCUGAUGGACGCGAUGUACAUUGGUGGCUCACUGCUCAUCUCCUUGAUCUUUGUGCUCAUAGUGCUGGUACGGCGAGGUAUCGAGGGAUCGCCUCUGUAUGGGAUCUGCAUGGCUCGGCAGGACGGCUUCUUUCUGGAGUUUGUCAUCGCCCCGCUGGCUGUUUCUCUUGGCAUUGGCUCAGUGUUCCUAGUAUUCGGCUUGUACCAUCUUGCACAGCACCGUAAGAAGGAACAGGAGAGGCACAUGCGUCGCCAGGCAGAAGCCGUGGCAGCCUCUAACACGGCCGAUGAGAAGGCCAGUAAAGGUCACACAGUCAUCUCAUGGUCAUCGUCCGGUAUGCCGUCUAGAACCAAGCGACACACCAGCGGCAGCACAUCGUCCAGCACUGCCGGGUCAUCGACACGUGCAGCUUUCCGCCGCCUCAUUCACCAGAUGCUCUUCUACAUCUUUGUGGUGUUUGUCAAUAUCGUGGCAAUGUUGGUACUCGGUGCCUACAUUGGCUUGCACCAGGGUGAUUGGACCAAGCAGACAACAGCACAUCUCGAGUGUAGGAUGAGUAGCUGUGAUCCAGACCAGUGCCCGCCAUUGCCCGACCUAUCACUGGGAUUCUUCUUAGCGCCGUUUGCCAUCGGCUUCUUCUCCUCCAUGAUCCUCUGCUCCUGGGCGUUCUCGUGGAAGCUCUGGUCUGGUGUGUUCGGCAGAAGCUCAGCGGAGCCGAGAAGCGAUGGUAUCUUUGCUUCCAGCAAGUUCGAUGCUAGUCGUACCCAGGUAGCUGAGCCGGUGGUGCGACCAGAUCUAUGUCGCCAGGAUACCCACGAGGUGAAGAUCCCCUACAGUCCGAGGCGCAGCGCAGUAAGCGGCGACUUUGAUGUGGGAACGGGUAGCUCUUCUCCGCCAAGUUACAGCAGUUCAUCGCCGGUGUCCUGUAACACGGCCACACGAAUCAUCAAGAACACAACAUUGUAAACAGAAUCCAAUCACUUUCCUCCCCAAUACCAGUCCAUCGAUGAACUACACGAUAGUUUGAUCUUGAGAGUCAUGAUAAUAUUUGUUGAAUCCGGCUUGCAACAGCACUUUUCCCCAUGCCAUGGACUAAUAUGCCUGCUAACUAAAAUCUCUACUGUGUACAUAGACAUGAGGGCUAUAUCUGUGUUUCUCCAGGAGGGUAUUAUUAUUGUAGUCACUCUCAAUACUGUUGCACAUUGGUAAGCAGCAGUCUUGCCCCAGCCUUGUCCAAUGGUCAGAUUUGAUGUUCUGCCCAUCAUGAGAAUACGCUUGACGUUCUGCAGUCGAGAGAAUAUUUUCAUGCAUUUAUCGUUACACCAAGAGUCUGGGGUUUUGGACUCUUGGAUACACUGAUGUACAUUUCAUAACUUUUCUUCAGUACUACAUUGGGUUUAAGGUUAUUAUCAACAGUAGCACAUUCGCUUCUUUUAUUGAUUGUCCUUCUGACGCCAGUGACAGUAAGUUUUAUUUCUCCACAAGAUGGAGCUCACACUUUAUCCUUGAUGA
Molecule: messenger RNA, 4127 nt
Organism: Sycon ciliatum
Lineage: Eukaryota; Metazoa; Porifera; Calcarea; Leucosolenida; Sycettidae
Exons: 2
Coding region: 537-3581 (1014 amino acids)
Biological process (GO): cell surface receptor signaling pathway
Cellular component (GO): membrane
Source: RefSeq, a predicted model, not a curated record